UGUUGAGUAGUUGAGUUGAAUAUAGCGAGCGCUUGUCAGCUAAAUGAAUAAUUUUGCUGUACGGGGUGUAUGAAUACAAUUGUGGCUGGUUCUGGAAUGAAGAAAAUGUGUGAAUAAGAAUUUUUAAUCCGCUUAUGGUAUUUUGUGUGCUAAAAUUAUGAUUUACAAAUUAAGCAAAUUGUAAAGUGAAUAAUUCGGUUAAAGUGUAAAAUUCAAACUGUUUUUUGGUGGCUAAGUGUUUGGUUGUGUGAAAAAGGUGCGCCACGCACGUAUGCAGAGAAGUCGGUUGCUUUCGCCUGUACUUCGACGAUCCUACAAGAAUAUUCUGGUGCAUGUUUACAAGAUUUCUGCCGAACACAAUUAAGCGCCGCAAGUGCGAAUAAGAAUAGCAAAACCAGACAAACUGAAAAGAUUUCCGAGCUGAUAGUGUAAUCAAAGCCGGUACAGCGGCGUGAAUGUUGGAUGUCAAUGUGGCUCGUAACUCGUGAAUUGCCAUUUGAAGAGCCAUUGUCAAUUCAGCGAAUGCUGUAGAAAAGUCCGUGUAAUAUCGAGCAGCUGUUUUUGAAAAAUACUUGGAUGGGAAGUGCGUGUCAUGAAAUCGAAUGCAUUAAUUCAAGCAGCAACUGUAGAGAGUUUCUUCGCCUGCUGAGUGGUUUGUCUGAAGUGGCAACAAGAAGCUUGAAUUGAAAAAGAGGCAUCCUCGGCGUUCAAGUAGACCUGUAAUCAACAAACACAACAAUAGAACAACAAAAUAAUAAGCAAUUUGCGUCAAAUCAAGAGUAGAAGUGUGCAACGCAGUGGUAUGAAAAUGUAUUACUGAUAAUUAAGCUAGACGCAUACGCACUUACAAAGCCGGUAGUGGACUUAUUCAAAGCAGAAAUCACCCUUUCGUCAUCGACAAGUAAAAUAAGCUAAAGUGAAAAUGUUUUUGCCAGUUAAAUCAAAUGUCUCCACCGAGAACAAUUCGUCGGGUGGCAAUAAUGAGGACGUCACCACCACCAGCAACAAUUCCACCCAAACGCCAAGCGACUUAAGUCCACCGGGCCCCAAUGAGGAGGUGCUGCCACAGGCGCAUCAUCAAAAUCCUGGGCAUUGCAUCGCCUCCUUUGCGGCCAUCAAUCAAAUGCGCAACAACACGCAGCUGUGCGAUGUUUCUCUGGAAGUGGGUGGCGAAACUAUACAGGCCCAUAAAGUGGUGCUUGCCUCAGUGUCGCCAUAUUUCUAUGCAAUGUUUAAUGAUGAUAUGCUGGAGCGCAACCAAGGCGCGGUACGUUUGCAUGAUGUCGAUGUUACGGCGCUGCGUCAACUCAUCGAUUACACCUACACAGGUGAGAUCACCAUAACCGAGGACAAUGUGCAGAUGUUGCUACCCGCCUCCAGUUUGUUACAAAUUCACUCAGUACGCGAGGCUUGUUGCAAAUUCUUGCUACGACAGUUGCAUCCAUCCAACUGUUUGGGCAUACGAAGUUUUGCUGAUGCUCAUUCCUGCAAGGAACUACACACACGUUCGCAUAAAUAUGCGCUGCAAAAUUUCCAGCAAGUCGUCGGAACCGAAGAGUUUUUACUUCUGCCUUUUGAUGAGGUCAAAGAUCUGAUAUCGAAUAAUCAAUUGAAUAUUUGCUCGGAAGAGAAAGUGUUUAUUGCUGUGCUCAAUUGGAUUAAACACGAUUUGGCCGAACGUCAGUGCCACAUUGCAGAACUGAUGAGCCACGUACGCUUGCCAUUGGUAGGACGUGACUUCCUAAUGACCUGCGUCGAGACAGAGACACUCAUAAGAGAGGAUUCCCAAUGCAAAGAACUCCUGCUCGAAGCCAUGAAAUAUCAUUUACUGCCAGAACAGCGCAGCUUGAUGAGCAGCCAACGCACACAAGAGCGCCGGCCGGAGGGCAUGAAAUCGUAUGUGUUUGCUGUGGGUGGCGGCAGUCUUUUUGCCAUACACAACGAAUGCGAAGUGUACAAUCCGCGCACCAAUGCUUGGACACCCAUUGCACCAAUGUUAUGGCGCCGUUCACGCUCUGGCGUAACGGCACUACACAAACAGCUCUAUGUCGUCGGCGGUUAUGAUGGCGUAAGCGAUCUGAGCACAGCCGAAUUCUAUAAUCCAUUGAAUAAUAAGUGGACUAAUAUUACGCCAAUGGGUACCAAACGUUCAUGCCUAGGUAUUUGCGCGUACGAUGGACUGCUGUACGUUUGUGGUGGCUAUGAUGGGGCCUCAUGCCUUAGCAGCAUGGAGCGUUAUGAUCCGCUGACAGCCAUCUGGAGCUCGUGUCCAGCAAUGAACACGCGUCGACGUUACUGCCGCUUAGCUGUAUUGGACAAUUGCAUUUACUCGUUAGGGGGGUUCGAUUCGACCAACUAUCAGUCGAGUGUGGAACGUUUCGACCCACGUGUGGGACGUUGGUUCCCCGUACAGAGCAUGACAGCGCGACGCAGUAGCUGCGGUGUGGCCUCCUGCGAUGGCUUCUUAUACUGCAUCGGUGGUAAUGAUGGCACGAUGUGCAUGUCCAGCGGAGAACGAUUCAAUUUAAGAAGGAACGCGUGGGAACCGAUCGCAGCGAUGCAUUCAAGAAGAUCUACGCAUGAAGUCGUUGAGGUGGAUGGUGCACUGUACGCCCUCGGUGGCAAUGAUGGCUCAUCCUCGCUCAAUUCAGUAGAACGUUAUGAUACGCGCCUAAACAAAUGGACAGUAGUCAAUUCGAUGGUAGCACGUCGCAGCUCAGUAGGGGCAGCAGUGCUAGAAUGCUUCCACCUCGAACGCGGACUGGUACAAACAACGAACUUAUGACCUUUGUCGACCAUAGCAGAAACUUUCGCAGCGGCUGCAGUGGCAGCCGUUGUAGUUGGAAAUGGUAAUAGCAGCAGCGGAACGAUGACGAGUGGCAAUGGGAAUGGCGGUAACAACAACACCGCCACGACAUCAUUGAAUAGUGUUACAUCAACGUUAACCAACAACCUUAUCGUGCCGGGGCGCGCUGUAAGUGGGCGUAGCAUGUUGGGUGCAGCCGAGGUGAGUGGAAGCAUUGGCAGCCUGAUGAGUAGUAGUACGAGUGCGCUCAGCACAUCGGCGCCAACGACGACAUCAACUUUGCGACGACUGCGCGAACGCGAAAGGGAGAGAGAAAGAGAGCGAGAUAGUAGCAGUGCGGAAAAUCGAGUAAACAGUAUUGCGACGGGUGCUGGAGGAAUCGGUGGCAUAGCAGCGCCCGGAGCAGGAGUCACAGGCAUCAAUAGCAAUGGCGGCUGCGGAUCGGGGAAACCGCCCUCAACGGCCUGAUGUUUGCGUUUCAAAUGAAGGGGAAGGGAGAUAUAAAAAGGAAGAGAAAAAAAAAAUGAUUGAAGAAAGGAAAUGACGGUGAGUGAGAGGCUAGAAGAAUAUGAAGAAUAAGAGAAAGAUGUUAAAGCAGAGUGAGAAGGAGUUGUAGAAGAGAGCAGCAUAGCAGUAUUUCUAGUCAAAAGGCAAGGUACGCAUGUAAAUUUGUAUGGUUUUAGAGAAUGUAUUGGAUGUAUGGAGAAUAGAAUGCGCAACGUAAAGGAAGUGGAACGAACUCUCUUUAAAAAAAUUAAAUUAAUUCAUGAUUAGGUUAUAGAGUGUGUUGAUGACAUUUUCUACAGACAUUUUUAAUUACGAAACAAAUAUUUUUUACAAACGUUCAUACAUACAUACAUAAAUACACAAUUAUAAUCACACAUAAGCGUGCAUUAACUAAUCCUAUACAUACAUACAUAAACAUUUAUGAAUAAAUAAUUAAUAAAAAAUAUUAUUACAUAAGCGCUAAAAUACUGAAAUAUUAAAUACAAAUUUAACACUUUACUGCCCUUUAGCUAGUUUUAUAAAAUAAAUUUUGGAAAUAUUUCAAAAUGAGUAAGGGUAUUUAGGGAACGUGUUGCAUACGAUUUUGCAUUUAGUAAAAACAAAAUGGAACAAAAAAAUUAAUAAAUAAAUAAAUCAAUUUUUUGAAGCGCAGCAAACGGAGACGAAUAGCAAAAAGUCUAAAAAUAUGAAUUGUGAAGUUUAUAUAUUUUUAAAUUUUUUGCUUUAAUAAUAAAUAAAUUAUGAAAUGAAAUCGUAUGUAUUUGCAUACGUUAGGGCGCCUGAC
Molecule: messenger RNA, 4097 nt
Organism: Anastrepha obliqua
Lineage: Eukaryota; Metazoa; Arthropoda; Insecta; Diptera; Tephritidae
Product: kelch-like protein 17
Exons: 8
Molecular function (GO): protein binding
Source: RefSeq, a predicted model, not a curated record